Adineta steineri is the source of this 882-nucleotide messenger RNA. NCBI's taxonomy places the organism in Eukaryota, Metazoa, Rotifera, Eurotatoria, Adinetida, Adinetidae. The record is from the annotation of a GenBank genome assembly.
AUGUCUGACGAUGAAGAUGAAUUAGGUGAAGAAGAACAAACAAAUAAUUUAGGCACUUAUGAAGGUGAACGUAAUGAAAGCAAUGAACGUCAUGGUUUUGGUAAAGCAACAUUACCUAAUGGAGAUACAUAUGAAGGACAAUAUGAAAAUGGAAAAAGAAAUGGAACUGGAACUUAUCGAUUUUCCGUCGGUGCUCGUUAUAUAGGUGAUUAUCAAAAAAAUAAACGACAUGGACGAGGAAUAUUUUAUUAUACAGAUGGUUCAAAAUAUGAUGGUGAAUGGAAUGAAAAUAUACGUGAAGGUCAUGGAAUAUAUACAUAUCCAAAUAAUGAUACAUAUGAGGGUGAAUGGAAAAAUCAUCAAAGACAUGGAAAAGGAACUUAUACAUAUGCAUCUACAAAAGCACAAUAUAUUGGUACGUGGAAAGAAGGAAAACGUCAAGGGCCAGGUGAAUUGGAAUUUAAUCAAUAUAAAUAUAUUGGAAAAUUCCAUGACAAUUAUCCAAAAGGUAAAGGCAGAUUUGUGUUUAAAAAUGGAUAUCAACAAAAUGGUGAAUAUUAUAUCACAUCAAUAAAUGAUGAAGAAGAUUCUGAAGUUCCACCUCAAAUACAAUAUAAAUGGAUCGCACGAGAUGUUACUGCAAUUAAACAAAAAGAACCAUAUGAUUUCGAUGAUGAUGAACAAAUUGAUGUAAAUAGAAUACAAGAAUUAGUUGAUAAAUUCAAAAAUAAACAGUUAAAUAGUCAAGAAGAACAAGAAGCAUUACAAAAAAUGCACGUUGUUCCUGAAAACGAGAAUCCUGAAAAUGAUGAUACGUUUGAUGGAAAUGAACAAAUGAAUGAUGAAAUUCCUGGUGAAGAACAAUUUGAUGAAGAAAAUUAA